AAGCAGUAAGGAAGUUGCAGGUGGUAAUGGCCUGUCCACUACAAAGCCAGUUAUAGAUAUCUUUCCUGAUAACCUCAUAUGACUGAAAUCAUGUCAAGAGCGAGCACAUCUCUCUGGAUCAUUCUUUUGCUACGUGCAGGAGUUUCCAGUAAAGAGAAUACUAAUGGCUGUGAUAUGAACCCGUGCAUGAAUGGUGGAGUGUGCAAGAACGAGGAUGGAAAUUACAAAUGUCACUGUUCCCGAGAGAUCCAAAAUGGUCCCCUCUAUGGAGGGCCAAACUGCACGGUAGUCCUUCUGGGUUGUGAACUUCACAUGUGCCAGAAUGGUGGCACAUGCUAUCCAUACUUUAGUAAAGGAAGCCAUAGAUACAGCUGUAUCUGCCCUGAGGGUUUCAUUGGAACAAAGUGCCAGACGUCCACAACCUUCUCGUUUGAGAAGAGUGGCUUUAUGCAGAUCCAGACCAACCUCACAAAUGCUUUCGAAUUCUUGAAUAUCACUCUGAGUUUUCGCACAUUACAGGCAGCAGCUACACUUCUCCAAUGCCAAGUUGAAGAUCAGCUUCUCACGCUGGAGUUAGUGGAUGGGCAACUACGCCAUACAUGGCAGAGAGCCCAGGACACUAAAGUGAUUCUAGUGGAGGUCCAGUUGACAGUUUCUGAUGGGCAGUGGCACACAGUGAAGGCCUCAUUGCAAAACAGCAUGCUUCAAUUGAAUCUUAAAGACCCAUCUUGCCCUGGGAACACUUGUAACAUGGAAGUUCACAUAGAGAGAGCAGAACCCGAACUGGGUUCAGGUCUGUCUGAAUUGACUGUGAUCCAGAACAUCUACAUUGGUGGAAUAGGAGAGCAAGAGACUGCUUCAAACUUUCUGGGAUGUAUUCGAGAUAUGUGGCUGGAUUCACAAGUGGUAUUGCCUGGAUCAGGGCAGAGGGCUCCGAUUAAGCAGUUAAAUGUGAAACAGGGAUGCAGUGAUGAGGACAGAUGCAAAGAAAACCCAUGCCAGAACAGAGGCCGAUGUGUCAAGACUGGAUGGAGGAGUUUCAGCUGCGAAUGUCAUCGACCUUAUGAGGGUGAACACUGUUUAGAUGAGUAUUUCACAGCAAGGUUUGGAAAUGAAGAUCUGGAGAGCUACGCUAUGUUCAUUGUGGAAGACACCCCAGGUGACAGUAUUACGGUGUCCAUGUUUGUGCGUACACGCCGACAGCAGGGGCUGCUCCUGGUCCUCUCCAACAGUACCAGUCAAUAUCUUCGUGUCUGGCUUGAGGCUGGAAAGGUCAAAGUUCAAAUCAACAACUUUGAAAGCCUGCUUGGAAUGGAAAUGGUCAGCGAUGGCCAGUUUCAUCUCAUAACCGUGCUUGUGGAACCAGAAUACCUAACACUGUUUCAGUCUGCUAAGAGCCAAGGUUGCAUUCCCACCCGCAGUGUCCUGGUCCAGACUGGAGAUCUAGUAUAUGUGGGGGGCUUAUCUGACCGGCGUGCAUCACUGGCCUUCGGGGGAUACUUCAAGGGCUGUAUCCAAGACCUGCGUUUAAAUACCAGACGCCUGCAGUUCUACCCCAUCAGUGUCCCGGUUAGCUCCUACAGGCUCGAGAGCUUGGUGGAAGUCACACAUGGGUGUACUGGCGAUGACUCUUGCAGUAACAAUCCGUGUUUGAAUGGAGGUGUGUGCUACUCCAUGUGGGAUGACUUCACCUGCAGCUGCCCACCCAAUACAGCAGGACAGCACUGUGAGGAAGUCAAGUGGUGUGCGCUGUCUCCAUGUCCCUCCACGGCCAUAUGUCAAGCACACAGUCAGGGUUUUGAAUGUGUGGCCAAUGUGAGCCUUGGCAGUGACAGUCCCAUAAUCACCUAUCGUGGCAAUGGAAAAAUACGGCGAUACCUCAGCAACAUUUCAAUACAGUUCCGAACCAGGCAGCAAAAUGCUACUCUAUUGCAUGCCAAGCGAGAUUCACAGUUCAUUACCAUUUCAAUCCAGGAUGGACACCUGCUUUUAGAGCUGCAGGGAGAAAAAGAGACCUCCUUCGCAAUUGCACGAAGCCUAGCCCUGGUUAGUGAUGGCCAGUGGCACAGAGCAGACUGCAGCAUGGACAUCCCAGCUCUAGAGACAUCCAGAUGGAAAAUGGCUUUGGAUGAACGCUGGGACAAGCCCACAAUCUCCUUAUUUGCCUCAAAAGAUCUGGAUUUCCUGCGAGAAGAUGUGGACAUCUUCUUGGGGGGUUUAGGGUCAGAUUUUGAAGGUAACUUUGCUGGAUGUCUUGGUUUAGUUGAAAUUGGAGGUCUUACAUUGCCAUAUUACAGUGACACAGAGAUGAACAUGCCCAGACCCCAGGAAGAACAGUUUCUACGAACAUCUGGCAUUCCUCACUUUGGCUGUUGGGGAUCCAAUGUUUGCGAGCCUGACCCCUGCCAGAAUGGGGGAGUUUGUGAGGAUCUGUUCAACCAUUUCAAUUGCAAAUGCCAAUCUGAUUGGGAUGGCCAAAUGUGUGAGGUUAGUGUCAACUCUUGCACAUCCAACCCCUGUGUUCAUGGAACCUGCAGAGUGGUCUCAGGAGGAUAUGAGUGCUUAUGUGAUGUAGGAUAUACCGGCCUACGCUGUGAAUUUGAGGUGGACAUAUGCGCCCACCACAAGUGCAGUAAUGGUGGGAUAUGCCUCAGAGGUCUGAAACGCUAUGCAUGCCUCUGUCCAAGAAACACAACAGGACCUUACUGCAGAGAGAGGGUCCCAGAACUUCCAUGGUAUAUCGACAGGUUUCCAUACCCAAAACUUCCAGUGUCCAUCUGUGGAAAUGAGAAAUGGAAGUAUAAUUGCUUCAAUGGUGGGAAUUGCUCCUCUGUGGUGGACACAUGUAACUGUCUACCUGGAUUCACUGGACAAUGGUGUGAGAUGGAGGUGGACGAAUGUGCAUCUGACCCCUGCCUUAAUGGAGGCUUCUGUCGUAACCUGAUCAACAGGUUCCAGUGUGUGUGUGAGAUUAGCUUUGCAGGUGAUCACUGUCAGAUUGAUGUCAGUGACUUCUACAUCUAUGUAUUUCUGCUGCUGUGGCAGAACAUCUUCCAGCUGUUGUCAUAUCUCAUCCUGCGUUUAGAUGAUGAACCAGAGAUUGAAUGGAAUGCAGCCAAUGAUGACUAGGACUGAAAAACAGAACUUUUUCUUGGACACUCUUUAUCACUCUACAAGAUGUGAGUUGAUGAUGAAUGGACAUAAUACACAAAGGCCUUUAACAAUUAUUAGAGGCCAUUAUGGUUGACCAUAAUUGUGAGUUUUCAACACCAAAUCUAUAACCACAUAGUCAGUAUUGGUGGGGACCAAAUGUAAUAGUUUUAGAAACUCAUUAAAACCCAUCUCGGUCGAUAACUAAUCUAAAUGUUAUGGACACAUGUUCCCUUUAAUGUCUGUAGUGGUUCCAGCCCUGAUCAUCAUCUGAUAAAUGUGCAGGAUAGCCUGAAGCCUUUCAAUGGCAGUUAAUAGAAAAUGAAAAUUAUUAUAGAGCAUUGGUUCUCAACUGGUGGUUCACAACCCAAAAUUUGGACUCCCCCAAAACAGUCAACGGUCAUGGAAGAAACGCACAUUAAAGUGUUUAGUGGAAGAUUCUGAAACAAAUGUGGAGAUGUGGCGCAGCUCUGAAAGCUGUCCGUCUAGCGUAUGUCCAUAGAACUGGUGGGACAGGUGAUUCUCAGAACAGUAUACCCCAUGGUACGUUAAUGCGACCCUGGUUACAUGCUGACUGAUUUCACAGGCAAAUCAGGAGCAGUACGUUGAUUUUUCUUUAGAUAAAUUCAGUCUGUGCUGACGGAAAUGAGAAAUAUUGCCCCCAGUGGCCAAAGUGGUAAGUGUUGUUGGGUGUAUGAGCAGUGUGAGCUCCAUUUUCUAGGUGAAAUGUCCACAAUGGGGUGCCAAAAGUGAGUUGUGAAGUGAAUAGCUUUAAGCUGUACAGAAUGUACUACAGUGAAGAGGACUGCAUACUGCAUUUCAUUAUCUGUACCCCAACCCAAACCCCAAACCUAAACCUAACCAUGUAAUGCAAUUGUAAUGUUAGAUGGAAAAAUGCAACCUCUGGAUUGCGGUUGUCACUGAUUACGUAAACAUGAUAACUUCCUUUUAACAAAAAAAAAAACCACGCAAUUUAUAAAC
Molecule: messenger RNA, 4131 nt
Organism: Xyrauchen texanus (razorback sucker)
Lineage: Eukaryota; Metazoa; Chordata; Actinopteri; Cypriniformes; Catostomidae
Product: protein crumbs homolog 1-like
Exons: 8
Coding region: 79-3129 (1016 amino acids)
Biological process (GO): heterophilic cell-cell adhesion; establishment or maintenance of epithelial cell apical/basal polarity
Cellular component (GO): plasma membrane; protein-containing complex
Molecular function (GO): calcium ion binding
Source: RefSeq, a predicted model, not a curated record